Thunnus maccoyii (southern bluefin tuna) is the source of this 2160-nucleotide messenger RNA. Its product is annotated as complement factor H-related protein 1-like. The transcript is spliced from 8 exons. Bases 1147 to 2160 code for a protein of 337 amino acids. Lineage: Eukaryota; Metazoa; Chordata; Actinopteri; Scombriformes; Scombridae. The record is from RefSeq and is a predicted model, not a curated record.
AUCCAGAAGAGUGCAACUUGUCAUUGAAUCACAUAGUUCAGUCUCAUAAACUCGGACCAGAUGGAGGUAACUCACUCAUGCUGUACGUGAGAUGAUGAAUGUGAAUAUUUGAAGGUUUAGUCUACAUAAAAUUCCAUAAACCUUUCAUUACUUCACUCAAGCAAAGUAUUUGCUCUAGUUGAGUCUCAUUCUCACAUACAGUAACUGUAGAAUAUCCAUGGGGAUCUGAGCAUCCAUCUCCUCAGAUGGGUAUUGAAUGUGUGUGAAGUUCUCAGAAGCAACUGAUGGCAAAAAUGUGUUUUUAGAUAUUCUGUUAAUCCAGGAAAUGGUGAGGAUCAGCUUGAUAAAUAGUUUGAUCAGGGCAGGCACAAGACUGACCUCUGAUCACACCAAUCCAGUAAAUCCUUUUGAAAUUUGGACUUUAAAUAAUCAAAUUGAUUUUUGUUCAGAGCUCUCUAGCAGGUGAUCUGUAUGGUAGUGUGGUUGCUUCACUCUAGUGACAAAUGAAUCGUUGUCACAGGCCUUUCUGAGACAGAUUAACAAAUGUGGAAUUAAUACAAUAAAUACAAAAAGUGUGCUGCUCUUUGAAGUAAAUAAUAUGACAUUAAAUGAAUAGAUUUACUGAACUCUAUCAUCUGAAGUCAGGAAUCAUUACUGAUCACAAAACUGUUCUGUGAUGUAAAACAAAAUCAUGUUUGUUAGGAAGCUCAUGUAAACAAGAUACUCUUGUAAAAGUGACUGAUCUGAAUCUACAGUGUUUCAAACAUUGUCUUUCUCAUAACAACAAUCAUUUGAAUUUCUUAAGUAAUUUUAACAAAAGUGCUGAUGUAAAGCCAAGACUUUCUGUAUGCUUCAGAAGAAGAAAGAUUCAACUAAGUGUGUAUAAUGAUACUGAUUUAAUAAACCUAUAAUGUAUAAAAUGUAACUUAGUGUAUAUGUGUGUUUUUUCUCCUUUUCUGUAUGUGGAGGUUUGUCCAAGUAGCCUAUUUUCCCAACUUUGUUUACGAUCCAGCGUAACAGCAUGAUGUCUGACUGUUUACUCCACAAACAUUUUGGGGGGAAAGUCCUAAACAAUAAUUAACUGAUUUGGAUCUGAACUAGACUCUUAGCUCCAAUUUUUCAUGGGAUGAUUUCACUCCUGACAAAAUGUGCAUCAGUUAUCUUGGAUUUGUUCUUCUGAUCUGGUUUCCUGGAGCGCUACAUGGACAAAGCGCACCACAGUCCUGCAGUGCUCCAACUCUGGAUGGUGGUUUCUUCGCCCCAAAGCAAGAGACUUAUCCUCAUGGAGCACAGCUGGCCUAUACCUGUGGUACUGGACGUAAAGCAACAGUGAAGGGAUGGUGGGCAACAAGCACAUGUCAAAAUGGCAAAUGGUCUCAUGAACUACAAUGUAUAGAUGAAAAAGCCUGCAUUCCACCAACUAUCCCCAAUGCAAAAUACACUGAAAACUCAAAUGGUUGGUAUGAAGAAGGACACAUAAUAAGAAUAACAUGUGACAAAGGAUAUCAAGAUAAAAACCAGGAUGCCACUGCUGAAUGUAUAAAUGGGACAUGGUCCUCUGUGCCGGUCUGUGAGAAAAGUAUCCAAGCAUGCGGUGCGCCUCCUAAAAUCCCCCACGCAGUAAUCAUUAAUCAGGAAUACCAGGAUGUGUUUGCUGCAGAUUCAGAAGUCAAGUAUGAAUGUGAAGAUGGAUUUACUGUAGAAGGAGCAGACACCAAAAAAACCAUCAUUUGUAUUGCUGGAAGCUGGACUACAGGCCCACCGUGCAGAUCUUCUACCACUUCUGACAGAGACAGUAGACCUCUAUUCACAACAAUCGACAAUUGUGGAGACCACCCUAAUGUUCCACAUGGUGAUGUUGUGGUAAAGGAACAAAUGUAUUUGAAAUACCAGUGUCAGAAUGAUUACAAAUACGAGGGACCAGAGACAGUGGUGUGUCACAACGAUGGUACUUGGUCAAAACUACCCGUCUGCAAAGACAUCACACAUCCAGUCAGCCUAGCUCGCCACAACUCCACUCCACCUCGCAUGCCAAAGAUGUCCGACUGGACAGUUGUUCGCUUGCAGCGUGCUGUUCAUUACUCCACUUCCACGCAGAACAGAGAAGAGCUGCUUCAAACCUCUUCAGCCUUCACUCGUAUCUUCUCCCUUUGUGUCUAA